This is a messenger RNA of Acanthocheilonema viteae, 1650 nucleotides long. The record is from the annotation of a GenBank genome assembly. Lineage: Eukaryota; Metazoa; Nematoda; Chromadorea; Rhabditida; Onchocercidae.
AUGGCGUCUGCGGAGAUGUAUGGGUUAGAAUGGUGCAGACGUAGGCGAAUACCAAUUGUUCAUAUGGCCCGCAUGGUUCAAAGUCGUGAACUUGGUAGCCGGAAACCAGGAACGAAUUUCUUUUAUGGUGCUCGACAAUUUUAUCAGUGCUUUCAUCCAGGCUGUAGUAUAUCAGGAGUUGACAAGAAAAAUUUAAUUAUUAGAAGAUUUUCGCCAGAUGGACGUAGUCUCGUUUGCUUUUCUUCAAACUGCCAUGAUUUGUAUGUUCAUGAUUAUCGUGGUUUUACAGAUGCUUACAACAAGCAGCCGGAAACCAUGUUUGAGGACGUUUUUCGGGAGCGCUUUGUACUGAACUUGAUAACUGAUGAAGAAGAAGGAGCCGUUUUAAACAAAGAAUUCGUUUUUUUUACAGAGGAUUGCCGUUAUUUAUUGGUUGCUGCGGAAUAUCCUACAUCGGAAAAUGCUCUAAGAUGGAAUGAUGUUUAUCAAAAUAACGAGUCACUUCCUCCAGUUUCAGUACAAGCACUCAUAAAUUAUAUCAUUUAUUGCAUCGACAUAAAUACAGGUGAUAUCUGUGACAAAUAUUACCUGGAAGCAGAUCGUCUUUGGAUAUCACGUGGAGUAACCCUGAUGGGAUAUCUCCUUGCUAUUCUAUCAUUUCAACAUCAAACGAUUCAUUUUUUGCAUAUUAGUGAAGACACGGGUUAUUUCACUUUACUCGGCCAUAUGGGACGGUAUUUGUUUGCUGACGAUGAGGAUCUUGUAAUGGCAGCUGAAAAAAGUCCGGAUAGUCCUACCACGGAUGUUGUUCUUAGCGGAAUAAAGCAACGAAUUUUGACAUAUCUUUAUCAUCGAUGUACAGAUUCAACUCAAGUUGACAAUUUUUUGCACACUUUCGCACAGUUUCGAUCGCUAAGAAUGUGGCAAAUGCAGUUGGUCACUCAGAGCGUUAUAUUAAUCCGUUUUGUGAACGAAGAGGCGUUUGCUGCGACCCCAGGAAUUGGCAGCUACCCAUUAUUAUUCGUGUUGAUGGACUGGCAGAGAGGUGAUAUCCUGGGUGUAUUUGAUCGCUAUUCAGCGAAUUUUUUGAAGCUGAUAGAAAAAUGUCAAGAAGAGCUGAAGUAUGCUCAUAUUUUAUCGAAUCGUUUCCCUUGCACCAUUCAACACUGCCAACAAGCGCUGAUUGCCUAUCAACGUAUGAAAGAUGCACUUACUGAUGCUCGAGGAGGAUCUGAUAGGGAAACACGCAGACGUAUUAUAUGUCAGUUGCCUUAUUCAUUCAGUUAUAUUCCUGUAGAAACUCCAUAUUUGGAUCCAUCAAUGUUUCGUUUUGAUGAUCGACUAAUUACACUUAUUGAACGGACCAAAUUAGCUGACAGUGACGUGAUUCGAUUAAAACUAGUUUCUUCUUUCUCCAAUUCCUCUCCUGUAAACAUUGUUGAUAGAGUGAUUGCUCCUACUCGUUUUCCUAAUGCACAGCUUCUUAAGUUUUUCUCUCGUCUAACAUGUUUGCCGUUAUUUGAAAUGAAUCUCAAUCAAGGUCGCUUUGUUCAACUUCUCUUUCAUCCUACAGAUCCGUUCGCUAUUUCAGUUGAUCGCACUCGCGGCUUUGGUACUGCCACUUUCCAUUUACCAUCAUUUAUUACACCA